AUGGGCCCCCGUACCGACUCCUCAUGCUGCUUGCCAGGCCCGUAAUCUGUCAUGGGCACCCUGUACCGCCUCCUAAUGCUGCUGCCAGGCCCGUAAUCUUCCUUGGGCCCCCGUUCCGACUCCUCAUGCUGCUGCCAGGCACCCGUAAUCUGUCAUGGGCCCCUGUACCGCCUCCUUCAUGCUGCUGCCAGGUCCAGAGGUGUGUCAUGGGUCCCUGGUACGGCCUCCCAUUGUGGCAAGCCAGGGCCGUAAAUCUGCCAUGGGCCCCAGCAUACCUGACUCCUCAUGCUGCUGCCAGGCCCGUAAUCUGUCAUGGGCCCGUGUACCGCCUCCUUCAUGCUGCUAUGCAGGUCCAGCAGUGUGUCAUUGAGGUCCCUGUACGGCCUCCCUUUGUGCAUUGAAACUGUCUCAAUUCGCCCACACUCUGCCAUGUGCCACUUUCAAGGU
Messenger RNA from Staurois parvus, 447 nucleotides. The record is from the annotation of a GenBank genome assembly. NCBI's taxonomy places the organism in Eukaryota, Metazoa, Chordata, Amphibia, Anura, Ranidae.